ACUUGAAGUGGGAGUGGCAUACUGGAAUUACGGAGACCAGCCAUCCAUCGUUGUGUAUAUACGUGUGUUUAUAGCAGCUACUAGCUAGCUAGCUAUGGCUGGACUAACUUUUCUGGAUUUGAUGCUUGCUGAUGCGCUGGCUGGAGGGCUAGCUAGAGAGCAAGCUAGAAGAGAGAGGCCUCCUCCAGACAAUGUGUUUGUGAUUCCCAAAGAGCUCCGUGCAUGGAACCAAAUCAAAGAAGCCUGUCGCAAAGAGAACAUGGUGUUUCUGAUGGACAUAACUGAUGGAACUAGUGAGAAUUGCAAGAGAGUGGAUGGUGUGUUUUUUGACAUGGCAAGAGAGUUUGAUGGGCUGCCAUUCUUCUUGGUCAAAGUGGGUCCAUUUGGGACCUUUGAUCAGCUACGUCAAGAUCUGGGAGGGAUACAAUACACUCCGACCAUUCUGAUAGGAUUCUACGGCGGAGAGAAUCUGAAACGGGUCAAGUACGAGGGUGAAGGAGAGAUCCGAAUUGGACUCAAUACUGGUCGCCUAAAGGCCCAAGUCAAGGAGUUUAUGGAGAUGCGAGGCAAACUUAAGCUAGUGGAGCAUGUGGCUGAGGGUCUAGCGGAGCAAGUCAGCAAGGAUAUGUCUCAGAGAGAGCAGAAAAUCAGAAUGGAAUACGAGCAUAAGAUGAAGAGAGAGUUGGCAGAGAGGGAGGAGAAAGUUCUUAAAGAGGCUGAGGAUAAGAAACGACUGGAAGAAGAGGAGCAGAAGAAGCGACACGAGAAAAUCAAAAAGAGUGCUGAGAUUCGUCGUGAGUCACGCCCCCAGCAUCUUGAGGAGCUGUUGAAGAUGGACCUGGACACUGCCUCCAUUAAAGAUAUGAAAGCCAUCAUGAUCAAGAUGGGAAUUUCCCCUCAUGACUGCUUUGAGAAGACCGACCUCAAGAAGAAGCUUUUGGAAAGCGUGCCAGAACUGAGAAUAGCCACAGAGAGGAAGGGGUCCAUUUCUUCCAGAGGCAGUGUGUCCAGCAUGGGCAGUGCAUCAGGCCUCAAUAACUUGGACAGUCCUCUCACUCAAUCCAUGGAUGACCUCAACUCCAAGCUAACCAAAGAAAAGCAGGCUAACGUAUCAUUGCGACAGGAUAUGUCCUCUCUGCAGCAGCAAGUCGAUGAGCUGAAGCGGCAGUUAGAUAGGAAAGAGGUGGAGCUUGGCAGAAAGGACACAGAGCUUUCUAGGAAGGAUACGGAAUUAAGCUCUCUGAAGCAGAAAGUUAUCAACUCGCCACAAGCCUCAAGCAAUGGUCGUCCACGUCCGGAGCCUAAGCCUCGUACGAGAUCGACAGAUAAUGGCCGAGUUAAGGAACUGGAGACCCAGCUUCUUGAGACGAGGAUGCUGUACACCACCAGCAUUGAAGACUACAAUGUGCUUCGAGUGAUUCAUGAUGCUAAGGAGGAGGGGAUGGUACUAAGUGUUACGUGUGAGAGACCAAAUAUUCCCACAAAGGGCAGAGUGUAUGCUAUGAAGGUGCUCACAAACUACUUCCAGACACAGACUCAAACACAGGUCCGGACCCAGUUUCAGACUGAGUACCAAGUUCUCUGUCAGCUUCCCUCUCACGAGAACAUCAUUCACAUGUGGGCUUUUUUCUUUGAUCGUGCCAACCCUGACGUCAUCCCUCAGUUCCGAGCUGUUGGUAGGAAUGCUCGUACAAUGUCUCUCUUCCUACUAAUGGACCAACACUCCAUGAGUAUGAACGAACAAGUGUCCACACUGGUGGACAACAGAGGACCUACUCCCAACGCUGUGGUCAGGUGGUUCAAACAAUUAUUGGAGGCUCUAAAGUUUCUAGAGCAAAAUUGUAUUGUCCAUCGCGACCUCAAGUUGGACAACCUACUGCUCAGUUCAGAUGGGAACCUGGUGGUCAGUGAUUUUGGAAAGGCUAUUCUGCUAGACGAAAGCUUCACUAUUCCAUACACACACGGUGCUGAGGUUGGUGGCAAUAAUGCUCAUCUCUGUCCGGAAGUAUUGAACGCCAAGCCUGGUCCAAGAAAGACCAUCAAGUACAGCAAGCAACCUGUCUGGGCCGCUGGAGUGCUAGCAUAUGAGCUAGCCGGUCAUCCCAACCCAUUUGAGAAGGGCACUAUUGACCAGAGGGGAUACAGCAUUGAUCAGUUGCCUCCUCUGAACGACACCUACUGCAAGCACACUCGAUACUGUCAGCCUCUCCCCCAAGCCUUUAGUGCCCUGGUGCAGGGCAUGCUGCAGCCUGAGGCCAGUGAAAGACCCUCCCUCUCUGACUGCCUCUUCAGACUUAAGAACGUUAACUAAAGUGUACGUGUAGAAGGGUAUUUAUUUUGUAUACCCAAGCUAUAACAGUUUUUGUAGUUUUGUUUGUAUUUUUUCUACUGCGUAUCUGUGUGUGUAUUUGUUAUCGAUUUGAGUCUAUUGAUGUGAAUUAUUAUCAUUAA
This is a messenger RNA of Halichondria panicea, 2451 nucleotides long. RefSeq names its product probable serine/threonine-protein kinase mps1. The transcript is spliced from 10 exons. Gene Ontology annotation, biological process: protein phosphorylation. Lineage: Eukaryota; Metazoa; Porifera; Demospongiae; Suberitida; Halichondriidae. The record is from RefSeq and is a predicted model, not a curated record. Gene Ontology annotation, molecular function: protein kinase activity; ATP binding. Bases 95 to 2311 code for a protein of 738 amino acids.